Xyrichtys novacula (pearly razorfish) is the source of this 11458-nucleotide messenger RNA. NCBI's taxonomy places the organism in Eukaryota, Metazoa, Chordata, Actinopteri, Labriformes, Labridae. The record is from the annotation of a GenBank genome assembly.
UCAAAGAUCAGCCACCUAAUGCUGUUUUGGAGGAGGAUACUUAACAUCUCAGUUUUCUGCACAGUCUUUAGUCAUGAUAUUCAUAACAGUGUGGUGCUGAUGUGCCAAAACAUUGAGUUCAAUGUAACAAGGCGGUUCACGUCCCUUAUUUCAGUACAUGCAUGUAAACCAGAACUAUGAGUACAACUACAGCAAUCUGACUUUAAGCUCAUCACAUUACAACUUGACAAACUUACUUUAUUUCUUGUUGUAAAAUGACUUUCUCACAACUUCAUUCUUGUAAACAUUGUUUUCUUUAAAGUUGCCCCAAAACUGUAUUUAUUAAUCCAUCGAUUUUGGAAGAUCUGCUUAACAGAAAAAAAACAAAAAAAACAAAAGUGAUAAUCAUGGUGUUUUUCUCAGUGUGCUCCAGGUCUGCUCUAUUAAUUCACAUAGUAAUACCACACCUGUGAUACACAUCAAAGACUAUCUAAAAUAUCUCUGACAACACACUAGCUUUCUUACAGUAAAGCCAAAUCUGUUAGCGCUCCCCCUGCUGACUGGCUGCAGUAUGGGUCUAAAAGCCCUCCUUUUUCAUUCAGCUUUUGCAACAUCGGUCAAACUCAAGUCAUGUUAAAUAAAAUUGUCACAUGAAGUAAGUUCGUCUCAUGUUGAUGUAAGUGCAAGUCUUCAUUUAUCACAGAAGUUGUUUUUUAAUUAAUUUGACAUUAAAUUUACAGUGUUCAGUAUUUCGCAGAAUUUAGCGGAUAUUUUUUUAUAUUCUUAGGUAAGAUCCUCAAACUAAGGUGGGGACCACAGUCAGAACUGUUCUGACUUUGCUGUAGCAUAUGAGAUUUAUUGUUGAGGCAAUGUUUGCAGUAAAAUUAGCGUUUACCUCAAACAGUCAAAGAACAGCCUCACAGAGCAGCUAGCUAGCAUAGCCAUAAGCUGUGAAUCUUACCACUCCUUAUUGCUGCUUUAAAUCAUCCAAAUGUUACACAACAUGUCAGUAAAAUCUGUUUUUUUUUUUAAUUUUUUUUUAUUAUUCACUGUAUUUGUUAGUUGCCUAAAUAUGAUUUUAAUUCUUUUGACUGCCACUGUGCAACAAAUUCACUAAACAUUUACCAGAAUCUAAUUAUGCGUCUGGACUGGAAAGUUUUGUUUGGAUUUUGCUACACACACACACACACACAGUAGGAUCAAUUACCUUUCUUGUACUUUCAUUGCUGUGUUUGGUUUGGUAUGUGCCGCUGCCCUCUGAUUCAUAGACAAGAUAAAUAAAAACCAGGCUUUUUCAUUUUUGUGGCUGACUGGGGAAAGUUGCAGCCAUGAUCCUGAACAAAGGUAAUAACAGGUAACUGCCAAAAUAAAGCAACAUUAAUUUCUUCAAUGUGGUGUUGGAGCACAAUGAGUGCCUUCACUGUGCUUUGGCGUGGAUUCUAUGAGUUACACAAAGGCAUUACCCUGAUAUAUUCCUCUGAAAAUCUAUACCCUCUGUGUUUAUUUGUAAUUGUUGGGCAUGUUGUUUCUAUUUCAGCACCAAGAGGCUGAUCUGAGUUGAGAAGUGAUGACAGCUGCAGCCACAUUGAAUGAAAAUCAUUGUUUUCAUUUUCAUCCAGGCUUUCAAUGACCACUCAUAAUCUGACGAACCCCCCCCCCCCAUCCCAUCAAGGCAGAAAAGCUUCACCACAAAGUGAUAAAGGCAGUCAGUCAGAGAUGUGUUAUAUAUUUUGGCAUUUGCGUUUUCCGCUGAGACUUUCACUCUUGAUGAACCAAGGAAUUUUCCUCUUUAAUAAAAAAAGACUGAAGCCAGAAGAUUUCAGCCUGUCUGGUGAAAUUAAAGAAAUUAUUUAAGAAAAACUGCAGGAUGAGGAUGUGCAACAAUAAGUAACAUUAACUCUUGAAGAACUUGCAGCUUGGCUUAGUAAAGGCCUGAAACCAAAGGAGUGACUUGACUGACAUCAGUUAAAUGUUGUUAUUACCUGGCUUUUCAUCUUAUCAGCUGGCUGUGUGAAAUACUUGAAUCUUAUUGGUUAAAGUCUCUUGAUAACAGUUUCCUGACUACACAUUUGUCUCAUAUAUCAAAGCUGUUUUAUCAAAGUGUUGUUGAUACCUUUUCCUGUUGACAGUUUCUUUAUGUUAGCAUACGUUAGUGUUGCUUGAUACAUUGGGGAACAUUUUUAUAAUUACUCUAUGAUUAUUUUAAGGAUAAAAUAUUUUGGAUUGAUGGUUAAAGGCUGACCAGAGAAAAUGAAGAAGUGGGGAAACUGUAGAAAUUAGCAACCAAUAUUGGGGAGGUGAGUGAAAGAGAUUUUGACCAAAUUGAAGAAAACAGAUGUGAGGCAACCACAAACUACAGCAAGGUAUGGGCCUAUUUGUAUUUUUCUUCUAUUUCUUUAAGAGUAGUAUUUGAAAAAAAAUUGAACAUGAAUGAAUUUUUUUAAUGUGAAAUCAACUCUGGGCAAAUACUGGCUAGCUACUCAGCUAACAUUGUUUAGUUUGAUGACCAUGCUAUCAUCCUCUCAAUGUUUACUCUAACUCUAGUUUACUCUUAUCUUAAGUUACACUUAUGAGGUAAAUUUUUCAAGAUUUCCAGUUUUUAAAGUUGGGGGUCUGGUUAUUGGAUGACACUUAUGGUUAUUGCAACAUGAUUCGCAUCGCCCACUUCACAUCAUUUGUGCCAACAGAGUAGUAUGAGUGUCUAAUCGCAUCUUUGCAUUGACUUCACAUGUAAUUCAUUUGUGUGAAUGAUUUUACUCGCACUUGGUGUGAACGCCCCUUUAGGCCAGUUUCAGUCCAACUGAGCCAUAUGCAUGGAAGAGAAAAUGCAUAACCACAUUAUGUGGGUAUGUUGGCCCAACUUAGAGUGGUUUGCUCUUGUGCAUGUUAAAGUCAAAUGAACAUGUUUAUAUGUGUUUCAAAAGUCCUGUUUUCUAGACAGUAUUUAAUCGUAUUAAAGCAGGAAAGGUAUAUCAUCCAGUUUACCUUAACUCUAAUGAGGAAGAUAAAUGAUCAACGGUUUAAUUCCGAAACACCCAACUGUUACUUCAAGAAACAGUCAGUCUGACAAACUGAGAUACCUGAAAUGGUAAACAAGGGACAAACAUUGUUGGAAUCUGUUAAAUGUUUCUUUCCUUUAAAAGACUUCCAAAUUCAUCAUAUCAAUCUGCAUGUGCAUUAGUAUGUGCUCUGUAUUCUUGUUCUUUAUCAUCUGAAUUGUAGUGUAUUUGCAGGAGCAGAAAUCUGUUCCUAAUCCAUGUUUUUGAAUGAGCGUGGUUGUGCAGUUGCAUCUCAGCCAAGUACUCCAAAUAGACCUUUUCUAAAUAUUACUCCAAACAAAAUGCUGCCUACAGCAGACUGGAAUCAUUAUUUCAUUUUUUUUUUUUUAGAAACAGAGCUCAUAUUUGAGGUCUCUUAACUUCCAUUAUUUAUCCACAAGUAAAAUAUUUCUAAAGGCCCAACUUUUAAGAGUUUGGUGACUAACCUUUAUCCAAACUCGGAGCUCCAGUCUUGUGAUUUCCUUUUUUUUUUUGACAUAAUGAAGUCAAAUUUGGAGAGACUUAAUGUUUGCCUUUAGAUCCUUUUAAUGAAAUUAAAGUGCCUUUGUGAUGGCCGCACACACGCUUUCAGUAAAACUUGAUAUAUAUGUUUUUGUUUAUCAUUUUCUUGUCAGUGAUAGUCUUGUCUGCUGUUGUAUGUCAUAAAAAAGCAUCGAAUUGAAUUCUUGCAAAUUGCCUGAGCACCAAAAAAAGGCCUUACAGGAGCUUAAAAGUGAUGCACUGAUGAACAAGAUAUACACCAUUGUUAAGAGAAGAAACUCAGCCUUGUGUGUACCACAGUGGCUUUACAGUUUAACCUUUGCCAACAGAUUUAAUAGACAAGCACUUCUUUAUUUUUUCAUGUCGUUCUGGUUCUGGGAGCACAAAACCGAAAGCAUCAGGCUCACUUUCUCAGAAGAGACAAUGGAAAUCUUUUCAUCCCUGUUUUUCUUGUUCAUGCCUGUUUCAUAUUCACUUUGCUAUUGAGAGGUCAUGAAAGUCAAGAUCAAGAGGAAGACUGCAUAAAAUAGUUUUAUGAUUAUGCUGUGAUAUACUCUACCUGUUCAUCAGUAUAUAGAAAAUGGGUGUACUACAAGGAUUUGGGGCUGCUGCGAUUCCUGCUGAUCUUCUGGCAGAAAAUGCAAAAAAAGGAUAAAGAUAAGAGGGUGGCUGGUCAUAUAACCUUGGUUAAUUCUGAAGCAUUUUUUGCAGCACCAUUUCAACCAAACUCAUGGGUUAAUUUGUUUGAGUUCAUAUUACAUGUAGACAUAACACUCCAGCCCUGAACUGUGUGUUGCAUAUGGUCUGAAUCAAAGUUUCUGUUAAGUUGUUAACGACUAUUUGUCUUCAGCUUUUGCUCUGAAGUUUGGAAGAUUUGAAUGUGAGAGCUGAGUCAUUUUGGAGAAGGGAAAAAUACAAGUCCAACUGAAUUAAAACUAAAAAUAGCCUACCAAGUUUGGUUAACUUUCUCUAAAGCCAAGUAGUUGAUUGGAAACACAUUUACCUGCAAAUACUUCUCAGUUUCUGUAGCGUCCCCUGAAGCUGUCAGGUAAUGUUUUGCAGUUCAGUGUAUUCACCUCUCUUCCUCUGUUCCUCAUACUCACCUUAAAUGUAGUAAGGAAAGCUGUCACACCUUGAUGAAGCCUUAUUGUUCACACUGUGAGUUUCUGUUGAAGGGGUGUCCGUGCUGGCUCUUGAGCUUUAGGGUCUUACAAUGAAACAGGAAGUCCUUAUGAAUUCUUCAUACAACAUCCUUUCUGUCUGGAAUGUCAUCAUACAUCUAAUCGAGGUCCACCUUUCAUAGUCAUAGUGCCACCUUUUGGAAAUACAUAGGGACAACUGUUGUAUGAUGUGGCUGCUCCAAAGAUAAUAAAAAAAAAAAAUAGUGACAUUGCCUGCAUCAACAUGUCAACAUAUAUUCUUUGGAUAAACGUCAAUAAUUGUUUUUUAAUCAGUUGUCACUCUUAACUGCUUGUCUAAAGCACUGUCAUGAAUCAAAGUUAUAGCCCCACAUACUGGUUAGAGGAAAGACUACAAUGUUCACCACCAUGCCACCAACUAGAGACAAGCUUUACUUUGUUGAAGUCACAUAAUAUUUAACUUGAAUGCCCUGUCAUGAACCCUAAUCCACAGAGGAGAGCAUGGUCAUAGUCAGAACACACCUCUUAAACCGAGAACACUACCGCCAGGUGAUUUUCACCUGACCAAACAUGUUUACGUGAUUUUCAUUAUGUUGCGUUUGUCUGAGUAUCAUGGGUCCCUGGGUAGCUUCAGCAUUGCCUUUGAUAUCUUUGAAGGCAUAUUUGUUAACCUGAUUGAAAACCUGCUUUUUUCCUACAUGCAUGUGUUUGGGUGAUUUUCAUCUGGCAAUAGUGAUAACAGGGUAAGUAGGUUUGGGUGGAUUUGAAAGCUACAUGUAGGUGAAUAAGGUCAUAAAGAGUGGUCCUGGAACUAACAUGCUAUCUGUAUUUAGCGCAGUGGUUAUGAAUAACUAUCACAAAGUCAUGAUAUUCAAGGGAAUUUAUAUGGUGAUCAUCAAUAUUUUAGUCAGCUGGUCAUUUUUACACACUCAAAAUAUGCCAUAUUUUGGUUCUCUCUCCUGCAGCUGUUAUUGUGCCAAGGAUGGAGAUGGAUGGACACUUUUUGACACCGGAUGGCGCUAUGGCGCACCAGGCACCAGGAUUUCAUUAUAUUCCGUGUUGUCCAGCAGACGUCGCUAAAUCUCCAGCUCUCUGAGCCCAAAUCAAUCCCACAAUCCUCUCACACCGGCGGUGUAUUCAUUUGAAUGGUCCAACUGUGAAACGCUAACAGAGAGUCGCUGCUGUUGAGUUUAACCAGUUUUUCACGUUUGGGAUUGACACAACUGUGGCGACCUUAGGAGACUCCCCAAAAUGAAUCGGUUUGUAUUGAACACAAGAGUUACAGAAAUUAAAAAAGCAACUCAUGAGACGAAGUCCUGUCUGUGGAGCCAUAUGUUCCCUUAGUUGCAGAGCUAACGAGCUAGCCUGUUAGCUUACAGUAGCGGCCCGGAUAGUGAGUUUGAACGUCUCCGUGUAUCCGUGAUAGUUGAGCUAACAGGAAAGCUGGCGGUAGAUUAACGCUUUGUGGAGGCAUUAGCUGACUUUUAACUCUUGGAUGCAGGUUAUGUCACUUAUAGCAAACACGGUAAAUGUUGUGGCUGUUUUUCAAUCCUUGUUGAUUAAGAUCUAUGACUUCUGGGGCUCUCACCUAACUCGGCUAAUGCUCGUACGAUGGAGCAAAAGCCAACGCCUGUCAGCUCCAAUGUAGCGUUUUUGUUUUGUUUUUCUAAUUUGAAUAUUUCUUUUUUUUCUGUCUUUAAAUACCACAUAGCUGCACCCUAGAGCGCACGCUUCAGCUUAUGUAACAUGCCAACCUGUAGCUUUGCUGAAAGGCCACGGUACUUCUUGAAACUACCUAAACUUGGAUAUUAAUCCUGCUGCAUGCACAAUUGUUUGUCCAACAGGGUUCCUUAUUGUGGCAGCUGGAAAGUCUGAACUGGGAAGCAUGUCCGACUAUGGGAAGUCUUUGAGUUUACCCAGUAUCAGUCCAAUGGCUUUCUGCAGUCCUGCCUGCAUCUGUGUGCUGCAAAGAACAUGAAGCAGGUAUGACAGCAAAUACCAGGGCUUAUUGUGUAAAUAAAAGGGCAUUUGUGUGUUAAACUGUGGUGACUGUCAACUGCAGUUCAGUGGUAUUGUAGCUGUAGACAUUGUAGUAGUGGCCUCAUCCCCUAUCCUUUUGUUUUAGGUGGAUAUUGUAAAUAAGGAAGAAUUAGAUAAAGAAAGGUGAGUCUUUGAUCCACAUCUGUGGGUUUGAUUUUAAUUUUAAUCAAUCACUCACUCUCUGUGUCCCACAGAUCAUCCCACUAAGUCACUGGAUCAUUAAGGCACCUCUCCAUAACCAUUGUCAUUUUGUCUGUGGCUUUGAAUUUUGUGGUUUUUCAUCUUACCCAAGAGUUUUGCAUUUAGUCCACUUUUUCAUUUGGCAGAUUUCAAGUUCAUUACGGCCCAUCGCAAAGCCCAGCAAAAGGAAAGCGAUUGUCAUCGUCCAAGAGGAAGGGGUGUCCAGUGGUGGAGGUGGGCUUGAAGCUGCGCCGCAAAACAUCAGAUGUAGGCUGUGCCCGUAAACGCGGCAUGGCCAACAAAGAAAAUGAGCUGACGUGCUCCGAUGACGUGCGGGGCAUGCACUACAAUGACAACUGCGGGCUCCCUGUGAACUCUGCAGAGGCCUCCAAAAUGGCAGGGGCCAGCUCCAAGUACAGCGACUUUACUGAGGUCAGAGUCGAUAUAAAAAAAACCUGCUCUGCUGUGGUAAAAUGUUACUUCUAGGGAAAAACUUUCAGACUGAUUUCUGUUUGUGCUUUGCAGCUGACAAAAGACCACGAAGCUAUGACUCACGUCCUUUUUGGAAGGAAUCUAAGACUUAAAGUGGCUCAAACACUAUGGCGAAGAAACGCCAGUGAGUUAGUGGCCUACCUAAUAAGGUAUAAAUCCUAAACCUAAUACUUGGAUAGUCUGAAUCCAGUGUUCAGCUUUGUGAGAUGUUUUAUCUCUUUGCUUCCUCAGAAUUCAAGACACAGGGGUGCUGCUUGACUGCUUACCUGUCCUAACAAACAAGUAAGUGUCUUCCAUCUGCUUCUGAAUAAGAAAUAGAUUCACAUGCCAACACCUCAAAACUUGUACCUGUCGAAUUCAGAUCAACACAAAGCAGGGUUAAACAGCAAUUCUUUUCCUUCCAAGAGCAUAAUCCACCAAAUGUUUCCUCCACAAAGUGAUCAGUUACUCCCAGAGUGGUCAUGAAAGUGAUUGCUAGUUGUGUAAAUAAAUGUAGGCUUUCAGUUGUUUUGGCUCUGAAAUAUUAAAACAACUUGUGCUCUCAUUUGACUAAAUUAAAUAAACUCAGUUCACUUAAUCUAAAUGGUAUGAAAUUAUUGGCCUGUUUCUUCUCUAUUUUUCCUCUUUUUCUCACAUCAAAGAUUGGCAAACUUAUUUGGGUGGCUUGUUUACUUGUUUUUCACCAGCCUUCAGACUGAAGCACCAUGUUUGUCACUUGGCUGCUGCGUCGACCUCAUGCCCCAAGUGAAAGUGAUUCUUGCCAGUAAAUAUGAACAGUAAGUGACUCUGGAAUCAUUUGUUAUUUAGGCUUUGAUGCUGAAAUUUUCAUCUUUGCAGUUGGAGUUAUGAUGUGAUAAACUCAUUUACCGUGUCGUGUCUUCUUUUGCAGACACAUCAUGGUGGGGUUACACUGGGUUCAGUCCAUCAUAAAGAAAUGGUGGCCAGAACUUUCCAAGAAUGAGAAAAGACUGCAGGACAGUUGUUCAGAGGACAGGUGGGAUUUGAUCAUCCAUAUGUGGCAGUUGAUAAUAUUUGCUGUAUUUGAUAGAGUGUAGUUCCAUAGCUCUGGGGUAAUACAGAUUGAUAAUCAAAUGAGGAAGAAAAUGACAUAUGUUCAAUUUACAAUGUACUCCUUUUAAGAAUGUUUUUAUUUUUAUUUUUUAUAAGCAGUCUGAACAACCUUUUGUAAAUAUUCAAACAUACUCACAUUCCCAUUAUUCCCCAACCUCUCCUGACAACCCAACAAGCUAACUAGAUUAAAAAUAUAAUGAAAUAUGUGAGAGCUAAAUAAAAACCUUGUUGUAAAUGAGAAAAAAUGGAGCUAUAAAAGUCACCGUGAUUGGUUUUUGACUUGUUAUGAAGCCGUCUGAAAAAGACCGUGUUGGUUUUUUUUAGACCUACAGAGGUAAACAAGGCCAUUAAUGACAGAAAUGACACCUAUUAUGAAGAUAUUUUUAAUGCAUGAAACUUAUGAGAAGCAGGACAAUUUACAGCACUCUAAGAAACAGCCUUAUUCAAACUUUUCUGAAGCAAUUUACAAAUUUCUCUAGUAUAAUUGAUCAUUUUUCAGAAAAUACUGCUCCCUGUCCAAUCUGCUUUAUUUAUAUUGCACAUUUAAAAAAAACAUUCAAGUUUACCAAAGUGCUGCACAGUGCUUCCACAUUUGCAGGACAAAACUACUGAAGGUGUACGAGGUUCCCCUGGUUUGUUCAUAGGUGGCGCAAAAACUGACAAACAGAAAGUUCCUCACAGGAGCUUUAAUUGUCAAAACAGUCAAAAAAAAAAGUGCAAUGAACAAAGAGUGAACAAAUUAAAUAUCUAAAACAUAAAGCAAACAUGUUUAAAGAAAAAAAGGUCAUGUCUACUGGAGGUAAAACUACACACACCUAUAUACAUAUUCAGGACAUACACUACAGGCCAAAAGUUUGGGAGCAAGAUCAGAUUUGUACAAAAAUAGAUCAUAGUUUCAUAUACGUAAUUUGCAACACAAUAAACAUGACUAUUGUGUAAAGAGUAACUUAUCAGCAGACAUUUUGACUAUAAGUAUUAGGUAUUUGAGUUGUUGUUGCUUAGACUUUGCUUUCUUUAAAGUAACCUCCUCUGGCUUUAACAACAGCUUGGCAUAUACCAAGCAUUCGUUCCACAAGUUUUUUAAGUUAUGUUCCAGGGAUUUCAUUCCAAGCUUUCUUAAGUUCACUAAAAAGAGACUGCUGAUUCCUGGGACGCGUUUUUCUGACCAAUCGCUCCAAUUCAUCUCGCACAAGCUCAAUUGGAGAAAGGUCUGGAGACUGAAGGGGCCAAACCAUUUUGAAUAACACCUUCCUCUUCUCUUUUACUUAUCUAGUUCUUUACAUGCCUAAUUUGUGUGUUUGUACAAGAAAAGCUUAUCAUUCUGACUUUUCACAUUUAAAUGUAUUAUUAUUGUGAAAAAUCUAAAAAACAAAACAAAAAAACAUGGCUGUUUCUUUUUGAAACCUACCCUCUCACAUUAGCUUCAGGCAUUUAAAAACUACAAUUAAAAAACACCAAUCUUGGCCCCUGCUGGUCUUGUUUGCAUUUGUAAAUGAUAGAUGGUCAUAAACAUAAAAUUUUAAAUCUUUUCCAUAAAUGUUAGAAAACUCCUCACAGGAGCUUUAAAGUGAGAGGGUGUGUGGGAGAUAUUAAUACACUGCUUGUUCAUUUCAGGAACAUAGAAGUCAUGAAGCAGAGGCUAAAAGACCUGUGGAAGGAAGGAGCCCGCUUAUGUUUGGUUCCGGGAUCUACAGGAGAACUGGCAAAGGUGAAACAGCUGCUCUUAUUAGAGGGAUUAUCAGGGAUUUGAUUUCUUGAUGCUGUUGCUGUAAAAGAUUUGUCAGGACUUGAAAAGUUACAGAUAAUAGUUUUCAAAUGGAAUUAAUCAGUACCUCACUGUGUGGAUUAGUCAAAUCUUCAGUCGGGCUUUGUCUGAGGCACUCAAGUGAAGGUUUCAUGAGGUGAACCCUUCAUGAAACCCUUCAAAGGUCAACUCUUUACAGCUGAAAUUUUUACAAAAGUUUUGAUCUCCUUUUAAAAAGUUUUAGAUUAAUUUUGUGCCACAAAAAUAUUUGUAACAGAACUGUUUGACUUGAUAGUGCAGGUACUUCUGUUUGUUUCCACCCUGUGUUGAUUUUAGUUGGACAAAGCCAACCACUCCCUUCCUAAAGAAAAAAAAGCUUCAGGUCCAGGGUACUCUUAUGAGCAGCAGACACAUUGCAUCCUGUUACAAAGUCAACAAUCAUCCAAGUAAAACAGAGCUCUUAAAAGACAAAUUAAUGCUCUCUAUAUUGAGUUUUUAAAAAGUGAUACAGCAUUUUGUUUAUAAUAGUGAGGCUGAAAAGGUAGUUUGAGUUGUGACUUUCAAAAUGUUAAACAAAGACUGUUUCAAUGUGUACGCACUGUGAAAAUAACUAAUGGGUUAUCUCUUGUUCAUGUUGCAGACCAUUGAGGCUUAUCUGUCACAGCUGCCCUAACAGUUGUCAGCACAGCGCUCCGAGGAUGCGACCACUACUGCCAGAUCAUGGCUGUGUUUUAAACUGAUAAUGAUUCCACAGAGAAGGACUGGUUCGUUUUUCUUCUUUUCUUUUUUUUUUGCCACCCGAGCCUCUUACUGGGACUGAACAAGAAAAUUCAGACAAUCCCUUCGGUUGGAGCUGGAGACGCUUCAAGGAAGGCCAGGAGAACCUUUCUGCGAAAAAUAAUAAAGAACAGAAAACAAACACAGCAAAUGACUGCUUCACAUUGAAGUGGACCGUCUUGUAAAGGGGCUUUAUUACUGGACCUCCAUGAGACGGGGUGUUACGUCGCUCUAUGAAGUGCCAAGCUCUUUGUCUCUUACUACAUCACUCUUUGCCAUUGAAUGCAAAUGCACUUGUUGUUAUGAAUGCUCCGAUGUCUUGAUGUUUUUUGCACCUGGGUCCCCUGGAAUCAGGAACUUGAAUCUGCAGCAGUCUUAAGUUAUUAGCUCCCCUCUUGUUUCAUUUUGCCUCUCAUUAUGACGUUUGACUGUGUAAUGUUAAGUGUAAAAACAAGUGAUUCUUUUAAAUCUUUUAAAUAAAUUUGAUAAAAAUCAAA